Nomascus leucogenys (northern white-cheeked gibbon) is the source of this 984-nucleotide messenger RNA. It is a transcript of the gene MRPL14, whose product is annotated as mitochondrial ribosomal protein L14. NCBI's taxonomy places the organism in Eukaryota, Metazoa, Chordata, Mammalia, Primates, Hylobatidae. The transcript has 3 exons. Gene Ontology annotation, cellular component: ribosome; mitochondrion. Gene Ontology annotation, biological process: translation. Gene Ontology annotation, molecular function: structural constituent of ribosome. The record is from RefSeq and is a predicted model, not a curated record. The coding region runs from base 181 to 777 and encodes 198 amino acids.
UGUUUCUUGACACUUGCUUCAGGUGUACACACACGUGUGAGUGUAUUAGGAGGUGUUCUACAGGUGUUUCUGUAGGUCGCAGUGAGAAAAAUUUGAAAAGUAUUGGUCUCCUGUGCCCUUCUAUUUGCCUUCUUGCCUUUCUUCGCCUGAGUUUUCAGUCACUUAAAAUUGUCUGUGAGGAUGCAGUUAGCAUGCCAGGAAUAUACAGUAAAGACCAAGGUGGAUCUUCUUCACGGAGGUUACUGUGUGAGACGAAAGACAGUUCACUCUUCAUCACUAGAAAUACUGUACGUGCUAUUGAAAAACAAGGAUUUUAUUGAGGAUCUAUCUUGGGAUCCCAUGGCUUUCUUUACUGGGCUCUGGGGCCCCUUCACCUGUGUAAGCAGAGCGCUGAGCCAUCGCUGUUUCAGCACCACUGGGAGCCUGAGUGCGAUUCAGAAGAUGACGCGGGUACGAGUGGUGGACAACAGUGCCCUGGGGAACAGCCCAUACCAUCGGGCUCCUCGCUGCAUCCAUGUCUAUAACAAGAAUGGAGUGGGCAAGGUGGGCGACCGGAUACUACUGGCCAUCAAGGGACAGAAGAAAAAGGCGCUCAUUGUGGGGCAUUGCAUGCCUGGCCCCCGAAUGACCCCCAGAUUCGACUCCAACAACGUGGUCCUCAUUGAGGACAACGGGAACCCUGUGGGGACCCGAAUUAAGACACCCAUCCCCACCUGCCUGCGCAAGCGGGAAGGCGAGUAUUCCAAGGUGCUGGCCAUUGCUCAGAACUUUGUGUGAGUUGAGCCCAGGCCUCUGGUUGCAGGAUGACUUGUGAAUGGAGCAGUUCUGAGAACCACACUUUUGCUGAGAGAGCUUGGAAGCCACAUCCCUUCACACUGGGUAACAGUGUAGUAUCCUGUGAGAGAAUAAAUAUAUUCAUUUAUGUGUUUUUCCGGAGCUUUCUGGGAUGUGGUGGGAAAAUAAAUGACACUGAAGCAGUUGAAA